UGCCACUCAGCCAUUACACAGGUGAAACGUAUUCCUGUUAAGAGCUCUUUUCUUGUGUACAUUCCUCCUCAGCAAGCAGAUGAUGCAGCAGGAGCUCGAUGUUCAUUUUUCUUUCAACGUGGAGGAGGAGCCACACCUUUAGGAACGACAAGUGGGUAAAAGUAUGUAGGUAGGGCUGCCAGAAACAGGCACCGAUGAGGUCUGUAGCGGUAAUAAGCACAGAAUCUAAACCUAAGAGGACUGAUGCAGCAGUGUCCUUGUUCCAUGCAAGACAGCAAGAUGAGAUUCCUGUGGUUUCUGGCAUCAGGGAUCCAUUAUCUGUUCUUCCUACUGUUUUCCAUCUUCUUAGCAGUCACUGGCACGACAAUCUCCACCAAUACCGCAGUGCCCCCAGUGGCUAUCAAUGGUAGUACAUCACAGGCUAGAAGUACCACCCUGGCACCAGCAAAUCCUAAUUCUACCAAGAGUCCCUUCAGUGGCCCAACUGCACGGUCGGUCAGCACUACCAUCAGCACUGCUCCUGAACCUUCACUGUCCACCAACACAGCUGUACCUACAAGAGAAGACAUCACAGCUGUUACAGCGCUGGCCACUAAUGGCUCCCAACUAUCAAGCACAAGUGGCAUCACUGCCCCACCAAUGGACAACACUGCACUGCCAGAGGACAACCUCUCAGCUCCAUCAGCUGGAACCAGCACUAGUAACACUGCAUCAGGCACAAGUCCACAGGAACGAUCAUUGAAGUACUGGGGAAUCAUUCUGAUUUCAUUGGUGGUGACUGCAGCUGCUGUUGCUGGAUUUGUUGGUUGUUGCUUCUAUUGUAGAGUAAGGAGGGAGUUCCAGCUUUGUUCAAAUCAAUAGUUGGGUUGACAAUUUAA
Heteronotia binoei (common prickly gecko) is the source of this 878-nucleotide messenger RNA. RefSeq names its product mucin-5AC-like. The transcript is spliced from 4 exons. The record is from RefSeq and is a predicted model, not a curated record. NCBI's taxonomy places the organism in Eukaryota, Metazoa, Chordata, Lepidosauria, Squamata, Gekkonidae. Bases 244 to 861 code for a protein of 205 amino acids.